Phasianus colchicus (ring-necked pheasant) is the source of this 672-nucleotide messenger RNA. NCBI's taxonomy places the organism in Eukaryota, Metazoa, Chordata, Aves, Galliformes, Phasianidae. The record is from RefSeq and is a predicted model, not a curated record.
GUCACCGACAUCAACGACAAUGCCCCGCGCUUUCCCGCCGCCUCCAAAAACAUCAGCAUCGCGGAAUCUUCUCUGCCUGGGACCCGUUUUCCGCUGGAGGGCGCGUCGGAUGCGGAUAUCGGUUCGAACGCGCAGCUCUCGUAUACAAUGAGCCCCUCCGAGUACUUCGCUCUGGAUGAUAAAUCUGCAGGGGAAUACUUGAAAUCUCUUUUUCUUGUGUUAACGCAUCCUCUGGACAGGGAGUCGGUGUCGGAGCACCGCUUGGUGCUGACGGCGAGUGACGGGGGCAGGCCGGCGCUGACGGGCACGGUGCAGCUGGUGAUCUCGGUGCUGGAUGCGAACGACAACGCGCCGCAGUUCAACCAGUCGGUGUAUAAAGUGCAGCUGCCGGAGGACUCGGUGGAGGGCACGCUGGUGGCGCGGGUGGCAGCCACGGACCCGGACGAGGGAAUUAAUCAGGAGUUUUCCUACAGCAUCGUCAGUUCUGUUCCUGCGUCUCAGAGAGAUGCAUUCAACAUUGAUCCGCGGACGGGGGAGAUCAGACUCACGGGUCUCUUAGAUUUUGAAGACGUCCGACAACACGAGUUGCAAAUCCAGGCGAGAGAUAAAGGGACGCCUCCGUUGUCGGGGCACUGCAGCGUCAUUUUGGAGGUGGUGGACGUGAACGACAAC